GUGAGCCACCAUGUGCUUGCCGGGAAUUGAACUCAGGACCUUUGGAAGGGCAGGCAAUGCUCUUAACCACUGAGCCAUCUCUCCAGCCCCCGGUCCCAGCAUUCUUGAAUCUUUUAUUUAUUUUUUAAUUUACUUAUUAUCUGCAUGUCUGCCGGCCAGAAGAGGACGCCAUAUCUCAUUACAGAUGGUUGUGAGGCACCAUGUGGGUGCUGGGAAUUGAACUCGGGUCCUCUAGGGAAGCAGCCAGUGCUGUUAUCCGUUGAACCAUCUCUCCAGCCCAGCAUUCUUAAAUCUUUAGUCUUAUAGUAGUAUCAUUCAGGAAAAUGACCUCAAACCUUUCACUAUUGCUCCAGGAAGCUUUUGGCUAUAUUUUGUGUGGUUUCCAGGUUUUGUUGUUUCUCAGGACACACCUCAGGGUUUGACGUCCACGUCUGCACCACACGCCUCAGCCUUGGACGCGAUCCCGCCUUCAGGACGCGCCCGGACUUCCGUUUCCGCUGGAGCCAAGGCAGCCGGGUGACCGGGCCGUAGAGCUUCAGGAAGCGGCCUCUCUAUCCUGGAGCCGCAGUGCCUUGUGGGAUCGCGGCGGAGUUUGGGGUGACAGAAGUGCUCCCCCCACCCCCCGCCCCGCGCGCGCUCGCCCAGAGUACGGAAGCCGAGAGGGUCUGGCGCAGCCAUGGCGGCGCACCUGAAAAAGCGGGUGUAUGAGGAGUUCACGAAAGUGGUUCAGCAACAGCAGGAGGAAAUCGCCACCAAGAAGCUCCGGCUGACAAAGCCUAGCAAGUCUGCCGCCCUCCACCUCGACCUGUGCAAAGCCAGCUCCCCAGCAGAUGCUCUGCAGUACCUCCUCCAGUUUGCCAGGAAGCCCGUGGAGGCCGAAAGCGUGGAGGGGGUAGUCAGGAUUCUCCUAGAGCAUUAUUAUAAGGAAAAUGAUCCAUCUGUGAGACUGAAAAUUGCGUCAUUGUUGGGCUUGUUAUCAAAGACGGCAGGAUUCUCUCCAGACUGCAUAAUGGAUGACACCAUUAACAUCCUACAGAAUGAAAAGUCUCACCAAGUCCUGGCUCAACUGUUAGACGCUCUGCUUGCAAUAGGCAGUAAACUACCAGACAAUCAAGCUACCCAGGUGCGCUUAGUGGAUGUGGCCUGCAAGCACCUGACAGAUACAUCCCAUGGUGUAAGAAAUAAGUGCCUGCAGUUACUUGGCAACCUUGGCUCUUUGGAGAAAAAUGUCACAAAAGAUGCUGAAGGCUUAACUGCCAGAGAUGUCCAGAAGAUUAUCGGGGACUACUUUAGUGACCAGGACCCGCGUGUCAGAACAGCAGCUAUAAAAGCCAUGCUGCAGCUCCAUGAGAGAGGACUGAAGCUACACCAGACGAUUUAUAAUCAGGCCUGUAAGCUGCUGUCAGAUGACUACGAGCAGGUGCGCAGUGCUGCGGUGCAGCUCAUCUGGGUUGUCAGUCAGCUCUACCCCGAGAGUAUUGUUCCAAUACCUUCUUCUAAUGAAGAAAUUCGCUUAGUUGAUGAUGCAUUCGGGAAAAUUUGCCACAUGGUCAGUGAUGGCUCCUGGGUAGUUCGUGUUCAAGCGGCAAAGCUAUUGGGCUCUAUGGAGCAAGUCAGUUCUCAUUUCCUGGAGCAGACUCUUGACAAGAAGCUGAUGUCAGAUCUAAGGAGGAAACGCACUGCACACGAGCGUGCCAAGGAACUCUACAGUUCAGGAGAGUUUUCCAGUGGCAGGAAAUGGGGAGAUGAUGCUCCCAAGGAAGAAAUAGAUACAGGGGCUGUGAACUUGAUAGAGUCAGGAGCGUGUGGAGCCUUUGUCCAUGGGCUGGAAGAUGAGAUGUACGAGGUUCGCAUUGCUGCUGUGGAGGCUCUCUGCAUGCUGGCUCAGUCUUCACCCUCCUUUGCUGAGAAGUGCCUUGACUUCCUAGUUGACAUGUUUAAUGACGAAAUUGAGGAAGUGCGUCUGCAGUCCAUACAUACCAUGAGGAAAAUCUCCAACAAUAUCACCCUCCGAGAAGACCAGCUUGAUACCGUCCUGGCCGUAUUAGAGAACAUUCGAGGCAGAAGAGGAGCAGAUAUAGACCUGCGGAGAAUGGCACAGCUGUCAGUGUGCUGUGACGUGUGCUGUGACGUGUGCCGUGACAUGUGCUGUCAGUGUGCUGUGACGUGCUUGAAGUUCCUGGGGAGCCGGCAUCCGACCCUUGUGCUUCCUUUGGUGCCCGAGCUCUUGAGCACCCACCCGUUUUUUGACACAGCUGAGCCAGACAUGGAUGACCCGGCGUACAUUGCAGUUUUAGUUCUUAUCUUCAAUGCUGCUAAAACCUGCCCUACAAUGCCUGCACUGUUCUCGGACCACACCUUCAGGCACUAUGCCUACCUGCGAGACAGCCUCUCUCAUCUUGUUCCUGCCCUGAGGUUGCCAGGGAGAAAACUGGUGUCAUCAGCCGUCUCUCCUGCCAUCACCCCCCAUGAAGACCCUUCCCAGCAGUUCCUGCAGCAGAGCCUCGACAGGGUCUACAGUGUUCAGCACCUAGACCCGCAGGGGGCCCAGGAGCUGCUGGAGUUCACCAUCAGACUGCUUUUGCCUGUGAGAGAAAGGAAAGGGCAAGAAAGGGGCUUCAUUCUGUUUCGCUUAUUUAGAACCCCGUCUUCUGAUGGGCGUCUAGACUGCGGCUUCCUGAGGCUUGUGGGCAAGAGAGGUGCACAGAGGAAACCCCGGGACACAGAGCGUUGUGCCGGGGGCCAACAAGUUUCCACUUUGCCUGUCUUUGACCCUGUGAGCAAGACCCCAGGGCCCAGCGUGCAGCAGCUGAUUGUCCUGACAGUCGUUGCACACUCCGCGGCUUUGCAGGAGAAGCUGUGGAAUGUGGCUGCCCCCCUAUAUCUAAAGCAGAGUGAUUUGGCCUCAGCAGCAGCAAAACAGAUCAUGGAAGAAACCUAUAAAAUGGAGUUUAUGUACAGCGGGGUGGAGAAUAAGCAGGUGGUGAUCAUACACCACAUGAGGCUCCAAGCCAAAGCCCUGCAGCUGAUAGUCACUGCACGGACCACGCGAGGAGUUGACCCCUUAUUUGGAAUGUGUGAAAAGUUUUUACAGGAAGUGGAUUUUUUUCAGAGGUGCUUUGUUGCCGAUUUGCCCCAACUUCAUGACAGCUUUGUGGAUAAACUUCUUGAUAUUAUGCCCCGACUCAUGGCGUCUAAACCUGUGGAAGUGAUCAAAAUUCUGCAGACAAUGCUGCGGCAGAGCACCUUCCUCCAUCUCCCGCUCCCGGAGCAGAUCCACAAAGCCUCGGCCACCAUCAUCGAGCCCGCAGGCGAGUCAGACAACCCUUUGCGGUUUACAUCUGGGUUGGUGGUAGCCUUGGAUGUGGAUGCAACCCUGGAACAUGUACAAGACCCUCAGAACACUGUUAAGGUCCAGGUCUUGUACCCUGAUGGCCAGGCUCAGAUGAUCCACCCGAAGCCAGCAGACUUUCGAAACCCUGGCCCCGGCCGGCACCGCCUCAUCACUCAGGUGUACCUCUCCCACACUGCCUGGACAGAGCCAUGCCAGGUGGAAGUGCGGCUGCUGCUGGCCUACAACUCUGGUGCACGCAUCCCAAAAUCUCCAUGGAUGGAGGGUGGUGAGAUGUCACCACAGGUGGAGACCAGCACUGAGGGCACCAUCCCCUUCAGUAAGCCCGUGAAAGUUUACAUAAUGCCCAAGCCUGCAAGACGCUGACCCUAACCAGUUUUCACAGCCAUGGCCUAGGAGCCCUUUCUAGGUACUGUGAGCAGAAGCCUGGUACAUCACCUGGAAGUAUGUAGGCAUGAAGAACAUGCCAGCCUUACAGUCCCUUUCAGUAUCGUACACAGGGUCAAUCAUUUUUACAUUAAUAACAGAAAUAUUCUGGUUUAUCUCUUCCGUUCCCAUAAUAAAGUUGAGAAAACAC
Alexandromys fortis (reed vole) is the source of this 3929-nucleotide messenger RNA. RefSeq names its product integrator complex subunit 4 (gene Ints4). The record is from RefSeq and is a predicted model, not a curated record. NCBI's taxonomy places the organism in Eukaryota, Metazoa, Chordata, Mammalia, Rodentia, Cricetidae. Gene Ontology annotation, cellular component: integrator complex. Gene Ontology annotation, biological process: snRNA processing. The transcript is spliced from 25 exons. The coding region runs from base 677 to 3718 and encodes 1013 amino acids.